CUCCUGCAGAAGGAUUCCUGUUGAAGACUUGGGGCUUUAGUAAAGGCAACUCAGCUUUCAAAGUUGGGUGAAAGAUGCGGACGACUUCUCAAUCCAUGUCAAGCUACUUCAUCUCAGGCCAACCUUUUAAUUCAACCUCAGAACACGUACAACCCAAAAGCAUGCAUUCCCCUUUGUGUUAGCUUUCCAUCCCUGCCAUGCUGGUUCUUGCUACAUCACCGAUACCAAGCUUUCCUUGCUUCACAUGAGAAGGAAUCCAGUGACCAGAAAAAGUGAAGCCAGAGUGAGCUACAAGAAUGACAGCAUCUGCAACAGCUAAGAUCAAGCAUGUCGAUGGUGUACGCCGUCGAUGUUAUUCUCUUGCUUUUGCAGCUAUUAUAUUACCAACCCUCCAUCCCUUGCUUGGAAACACCACACAUCACCUCUUCUUCUUCUUCUUCGAUCUCAUCGCUGGUCUCGAAAGGAAAAAAUGGCGAGAAUGAGAGGGAUUCUUAUCUGCAUCCUGAUAGUGAUCAUGGACAUUGUUGCUGGUAUUCUUGGGAUAGAAGCUCAGGUUGCCCAAAACAAGGGCAAGCAUUUGAGGGUGUUGAUCUUCGAGUGCAAAGAGCCCGUCCAUGAAGCCUACAGGUUGGGACUGGCUGCAGCCAUACUACUGUUGCUGGCUCACGCAGUCACAAACCUGUUCGGUGGGUGCGUUUGCAUCUGCACCACCGAGGAAUUUAGUCGAUCAUCGGCAAACAAGCAAAUGGCUGCAGCUACACUUGUGCUCUCAUGGAUAAUUCUGGCGGUGGGAUUCAUCAUGUUGCUCACCGGCGCGUUGGGCAAUGCCAAGUCGAAAACCUCCUGCGGGCUUCCUCACCGUCACUUGUUGUCCAUCGGUGGGAUCCUGUGCUUCAUCCACGCAGUGUUCAGCGUCGCUUACUACGCCGCCGCGACCGCCACAUCAGCGGAAGCGGAAGGGAGGACGACGACCAGGGAUGUCGGCGCUGCCCCAACGGCGCGAAGGCCCCAACAAAUGCAAGCCUGAUAAGCUUUCUUCGGCAUCGAUGUUGAUGUACGGUUCGAUGCGUGCUUCACUCUCGUGCUUUGGAGACCGACGGAUUCUACCCAUUCGAAGUUGCAAUUUGGCACUUAAUAUUCUUCUUCUUCCUCUUCUUCUGGUUGCGUCGUCCGUAUAUGCAUUCAAUCGCGUUUCCAAUGAGCUUAAUAAGUCAUUGGCAAA
This is a messenger RNA of Musa acuminata subsp. malaccensis (wild Malaysian banana), 1222 nucleotides long. Its product is annotated as protein VASCULATURE COMPLEXITY AND CONNECTIVITY. NCBI's taxonomy places the organism in Eukaryota, Viridiplantae, Streptophyta, Magnoliopsida, Zingiberales, Musaceae. The record is from RefSeq and is a predicted model, not a curated record.